Molecule: messenger RNA, 706 nt
Organism: Medicago truncatula (barrel medic)
Lineage: Eukaryota; Viridiplantae; Streptophyta; Magnoliopsida; Fabales; Fabaceae
Product: 50S ribosomal protein L18, chloroplastic
Exons: 3
Coding region: 84-584 (166 amino acids)
Biological process (GO): translation
Cellular component (GO): ribosome
Molecular function (GO): structural constituent of ribosome; 5S rRNA binding
Source: RefSeq, a predicted model, not a curated record
GAUAAGGUAUCAUCAAAUCAAUAGAUAGAUAGAUAGAAAGAUAGGGAAAACGGUGUAGUGUGGGAAAACGAUUACAAUUAACAAUGUUAACUUCUUCGCUCUCAUUUCUUCAUUCUUGCACAUUUCCCUCUUCUUCUUCUUCUUCUUCUUCUUCUUUGUUCACAAUUCCAACGCCAAAUCCAAAUUCAUCUUCUUCCUCUUUAUCUUUUGUGGUUCAAGCCACUACCCGAAGAGAAGACAGAAUUGCUCGCCAUGUUCGUCUCAGAAAGAAGAUUGAAGGAACACCCGAAAGACCAAGAUUGUCAGUAUUCCGAUCCAACAAGCAUCUCUUUGUCCAAGUGAUUGACGACACAAAGAUGCAUACACUUGCUUCAGCUUCGACAAUGCAGAAGGCAAUUGCUGAAGAGUUGAACUUCACCUCUGGUCCUACAAUUGAAGUAGCAAAGAGGGUGGGUGAGAUCAUUGCAAAAUCCUGUCUGGAAAAAGGAAUCACAAAGGUAGUCUUUGACAGAGGUGGUUACCCAUACCAUGGCCGUGUUAAAGCUAUUGCUGAUGCAGCUCGCGAACAUGGCCUUGAGUUCUAAAAUCAGCAUUUCUUUGUAUUCCAUGUUUAAAUUUGUAACCCGAGGAUUUAAACAAUUUUUUUAAUGACAUUUCAUCAUUUUCAAGUGAAUUUUUUUAUGAUUGAAUGCUCCUAGUUAAUAUU